Pelodiscus sinensis (Chinese soft-shelled turtle) is the source of this 709-nucleotide messenger RNA. The record is from RefSeq and is a predicted model, not a curated record. Lineage: Eukaryota; Metazoa; Chordata; Testudines; Trionychidae.
UGAGGCAGGCUUUUCCCCCUCGUCCCAGUGUCCGAUUCCUUGUCCCACCCUCACGGUCGUGAUCCCCGCCUCCUGUUGAGGGGUAACGCCUGCCCCCGGGUUUGUUUGCCCCCUUCCCCUCCAACUCUUAACUAUCCAUCCCCUGCAGUAUGAUUGACCGAGUGGGGGCGCACGCCCCCAAGGAAGUCUUCUUCCGCGUGGCGGCCGAGAUGUUCUCCGACGGGACCUUCAACUGGGGCCGCGUGGUGGCGCUUUUCUACUUCGCCUGCAAGCUGGUGCUCAAGGCUCUCUGCACCAAAGUCCCGGAGCUGGUGCGAACCAUUGUGGGCUGGACGUUGGAGUACCUGCGGGACCACGUGCUGGCCUGGAUCCAGGCCCAAGGAGGAUGGGACGGCCUCCUUUCCUACUUCGGCACGCCCACCUGGCAGACCAUCACCAUCUUCGCCGCCGGAGUCCUCACCGCCUCCCUCACCAUCUGGAAGAUGUCCUAGGGUGGGGUGGGGUGCGCUCCGCGGCACCCCACGACCGGACGGACUGUGCUGGGCUCCCUGGCCCAGGCUGCGCGCUCUCGCAGCUCCUCGUGCCUUGUGCUCCACUCAAACAAACCUCUCGGGACCGCGCAUCGGAUUCCUCAGCCUGGCCUGCACCUCCUGGACCUGGACCGACUCGCUGGGGGGUGGCACAGCUGCUCCGUGGGGCCGGGCAACCC